ACAUUAUGUGUGUGUUAGUGUAUUUGUGCGCGCGUGCGUAUGCAUAUAUGUGCGUGUGUGUUUAAGUGUGCACCUAACAUAAAAAAAAAAAAAAAACGCGACAAGAAAGAAGAAGUCUGAAGAAACACAAACGACGGACGACCAACGACGGCUGACAACACACUGCGCACGCACGACCCUCCCGACCCUCCCUGCGUCUGUGGAAGUAAACAUUUGUCCACUCGUUCUGAAGAGGUGAGUUGGGAGAGGAUUCUCGGACCUCCAGUUACGACACAUUUACGCAUAUCCACACGAACUUCGACCCAUCUCGCCACCAUGAAGAAACGUCACCUGCUGGUCUCCGCGCUGUCUCUAACGAGCCUGUUGUCCUUAACGCUAAGCAUUCCGUCCGUUUGGUUUAUCAGUCAACUCGGAGAUCCGCGGGGAUUUAUUCUGAUUGAAGGAGCCAAGAUGCAGAGUUCUUAUAACUUGCUUACUGCUGACUCGCUGUGCACGUGUCGACGGCAGUGUAUAACCUUGCCGAGGUGUGUUGCUGCCUCUUUUGUCGCUUGGCAACACAGCAACGAAUGCCAGCUUAGCACAGCAGAUAUCAACAGUACCCACUUCACUCUACAGGAAGACUCUUGGCUCAUGAUGUGGAGGACCAUGAAAGGCAUCAGGUUUUGGAUAGCUAACGACGGACGUCUGUACCUGUGGCUACAACAGCUGGUGCCGGUGAGUGAGGCUCAGGCCGCGUGUCAGAGGAUUCCCGGAUUUCACCUUGGUGUUUACUCGACUCGAAGGUCCUUCUAUGUGAUCAAGAAUUUCUACGAGAAAGAUGGAACCGACGUGGCUGUCAACCUCAAUCUGGUCGACGGACAGCCAACCUGGGCCGACGGAACGAGCCACUACGACACUCACAUCUUCUCCAUCUACGGCAUCAUGUUGGGCAAAGACUCCUACUUCAAGCUCUCCGCAGGGGUCAUCCGAAACACCGCCGGGAGCGAGCUGGCGCGGGUCCUCUGCCAGGCGGACCCUAUGACCGGGCGAAUCUGGUAACGACCGUUGGGUCUUGAGGGCUUGGGGGCGAUCUCUCGGCGGUGGGAGAUUCUCUGGCGUUGCGUCUCUUGCAGAAUCAUCGGGUGGAUGUUCAAAAUGGCCUUGGUUUUGAGAAAAUCGAUGAUGUUGAAGUGAAUUGUAAGAUUUUAUUGAUUUUUUUUGAUAUCAUAAAGAGGAAAUGAUCAUUACAAUUGGCAUUGCUAUUAUCACCAGUAUUGUCGAAGUAAUGAUUAAUCAUUGUUGUUUUUCUAUAUUAUAAUCAUUAUAUCACUGUCAUUGUUA
Molecule: messenger RNA, 1320 nt
Organism: Penaeus monodon (black tiger shrimp)
Lineage: Eukaryota; Metazoa; Arthropoda; Malacostraca; Decapoda; Penaeidae
Exons: 6
Coding region: 316-1038 (240 amino acids)
Source: RefSeq, a predicted model, not a curated record